Punctularia strigosozonata HHB-11173 SS5 is the source of this 339-nucleotide messenger RNA. RefSeq lists its product as uncharacterized. NCBI's taxonomy places the organism in Eukaryota, Fungi, Basidiomycota, Agaricomycetes, Corticiales, Punctulariaceae. The record is from RefSeq and is a predicted model, not a curated record. The transcript has 5 exons. Bases 1 to 339 code for a protein of 112 amino acids.
AUGGCAAUCGAGAUAUCAUUUCCGCCAGAAAUCGACGAUCCCGGCAAGGAGAAUAUUUCUUCGGGUGAUGGCGCUGCAUAUUUCCUGGUGGUUCUCACAAUCAAUACGAUAAACGCAAUCACGUUCACCCAUGCACGAAGUAGUCGCAAGCAAUGGUUCGCCGCUCUGAGUGAAGUACUCGGUUCCAUUGUUGUCUCUCGGCUGGUAUUGAACCUCAAAGGGCUGAGUGUCUCAACUCAAGACUUCUCCUCCACUUCGGCCGCGGAGAAUAUAUACGACACUCAUGGACCGUCGCGCGUCCGGUCAGCAUGUCGGAUCACGUCUCAUAAUCAGGAUUGA